Molecule: messenger RNA, 1020 nt
Organism: Adineta steineri
Lineage: Eukaryota; Metazoa; Rotifera; Eurotatoria; Adinetida; Adinetidae
Source: the annotation of a GenBank genome assembly
AUGUCAUCGUCGUCCGUGUCGGAUGGAAUUCUCAACUUUGCUACACAAUACUCGCUUUAUACUGGUUGUGUUAUAUUUAGUUUUGGAGUUAUUGGUAAUGUGUUGAAUCUUCUCGUUUUUACUCAAUUGAAACAAUUUCGAACUAAUCGAUGUGCCUUCUAUAUAACUAUUGAAUCAAUUUCCAAUUUAUUUUAUCAGUUUUUAACUAUUAGUUUAACUAUUUUAACAUCUAUAUCUGGAGAUGAUGCAACAGGACGUUUUUUCAUCUGGUGUAAAUUCAAGAAUAUAUUAGCACAAAUAUGUGGGCUUACUACUCUUUAUAUAAUAUGUUUUUCUGCUGUUGAUCAAUUCUUUUCAACAAAUCAUCGUUUCAGGUUGAGACAAAUGUGUACAUUGAAAUUAGGUCGUUACUUUGCGUUUAUAUUCAUUUGUUUUGUGAUCAUUCAUAGUAUUGCACUUGGCUCCUCUUACAAUGUUCAACCAAUAUUAGGAUGUGUCUUAACGAAUUAUAUAGCGGUUCAGUAUUCAACAUAUUUCUUUUAUCCAAUUUUAGUUGGUCUCUUGCCUGUUGUCAUUGCAUCAUCAUUUAGUAUGUUAGCUUAUCGUAAUGUUCGUCGUAUAGUUCGACGACAAUUACCAAUUGUUCGUCGCAAAUUAGACAAACAAAUAACAGCCAUGGUUCUUAUGCGUGUAAUUGCCUUCGUUUUUUUAAUAUUACCUUUUAUUACUUAUCGUAUUUAUACCAUUAGUUUUCCUAUACCACGAAGUAUGCCUAUGGCAUAUGCGAUUGGUAAAUUGAUUCAAGCAAUUCUUACUUCUAUCUACAUUAUAAAUUAUGUGGUCAACUUUUAUCUUUUUUUAAUAUUCUCGCCACGUUUUCGUCGUCAAGUAAAACUUGUUUUAGUAAAAAAAUGUUGGCAACGAUGGAAAUAUUGGUGUUGCUCUAUAAAUAAUCAAAUUGAACCUGAUAACAUUCCUGAAACACGCAAUUCACAAAUAGAAUCUGAAGAAAAUAUCUAA